UGAAUGUAAGAAUGUAAACACAAAAAAUGGCGAAGUUUUUGGGUUUGGAUAAAAUAGCUAGAUUAUUUCAAAUUAUUAAAUUUAAUGGUGGAAUUAGAGGCACUUUGCACAAAUUAUACAGGUUUGAUGAUGCCAAAUUGGGAACCCUUGUGGGUGUAGAUAAGUUUGGUAACAAGUAUUAUGAAAACAACAUGUAUUUUUACGGACGAAAUCGCUGGGUGGAGUACGCCGAUAAAGUUGGUAUGGACUACGACGGGAGUCAGAUACCACCAGAAUGGUUUGGUUGGAUGCACUACAAAACAGACCUGCUACCUACACAGGACCCGACUCGUCCGAAAUACCAUUGGAUGUCGGAGCACACAGAAAACAUGUCGGGCACCAAGUAUGCCUACAUGCCCUAUAGCACAACGCCGCCUAAGAUUCAAGCAUGGACUCCACCAAAACCCAAAGCGAGCAGCUUGUGAGUGUGUGUGUGUGUAUAACAACUUGUAUCAAGUGUAAAUAAAUAGUUCUCGUAAUUUAAUCAAAGGAUUUUGUGAACUCACUUAUGGUGUUGGAUCUUCCUGUAUGCUUGCUACUUAGGAAAUGAGGUGAUGAAUGACCGACACAGCGGAGCUGUAUACAUGGUCCUUCGUUAGAGACACUCAAGCAGGCAGUACACUGGCGUCAUAGAAUAUAUUUAACUCCUAGACCUAAAUAUUUGUAACAGAAAGAAUGCACUUAAUAUAAACCACAACAUCUAUUAAAAUUUGGCCUUCAGGUUUAUAGUACACUACAUUAAAGUCAUGAUUGUGAAAAAUAUGAACCAAAAUCUCUUGUGUACUGGGUUGUGUUUAAUGACAGCAAUAAACUGGCACAAGAACAGUGACGCAGUGUAGGUUUGUAGGAAAUUUGACCUCUGGAUAAAGCAACCAGGCAGUUUGAGUACUUAUGCCCAGUUGCCCCAUCAAAUUGACUAUUGAAACAAGUUUGUUCUUCUCACGGAUGCAUGCUUUCAAACCAUCUUGUUGGAUAAGAUCUCGAGCUCACAAUUGUAUAAUUGUAUGGUUCUAUUUAAAAUGUGAUAUAAGAAUGUUCAAAUAAUGUUUUAGAAAUUAGAAAUUUUUUAUUUAUUUAUUUUUUUGAGAUUUGUAGCUUGAAUAAAAAAUAAAAUAGCAACUAAACUAAA
Bacillus rossius redtenbacheri is the source of this 1168-nucleotide messenger RNA. It is a transcript of the gene ND-B17.2, whose product is annotated as probable NADH dehydrogenase [ubiquinone] 1 alpha subcomplex subunit 12. Gene Ontology annotation, biological process: mitochondrial respiratory chain complex I assembly; response to oxidative stress. The record is from RefSeq and is a predicted model, not a curated record. The transcript has 4 exons. Bases 27 to 464 code for a protein of 145 amino acids. Lineage: Eukaryota; Metazoa; Arthropoda; Insecta; Phasmatodea; Bacillidae. Gene Ontology annotation, cellular component: membrane.